Molecule: messenger RNA, 1240 nt
Organism: Strongylocentrotus purpuratus (purple sea urchin)
Lineage: Eukaryota; Metazoa; Echinodermata; Echinoidea; Camarodonta; Strongylocentrotidae
Exons: 6
Coding region: 57-1112 (351 amino acids)
Biological process (GO): regulation of apoptotic process
Source: RefSeq, a predicted model, not a curated record
CGAUCCGAGGGUCAAUAAGCCGUGAAAAAAAUUCUCAUAUCUUUGGUGUUUUCGAGAUGACAAGUGAGGUUUUAAGCGAUCAAGAAGAACGAGAAGGUCUGCCGGAGUCUGAAGUGGUCAUACAGGAGGGUCCAGACCACACCGCACCUCUGGCCACCCUAGCAACCACCUCCAUGGAGGGGGACAUUGGGCAGAAGAAACAAGGGGGCACCUUCCCCCACAUGGCCCACUUCGAGGUCCCGGAGGACAAGCCUCCGGAAUCGCAGAGCGACACCCUGAAAGCGAAAGGGACGCAAAGGCCUCAGCGCAAGAAUGGAAGCCGAAAGAACAGAGGUAAAGGGGUUCCUGUAGUGGAAAAGGACACUGCUAAGGUUCUGGAGAUGUACCUCAGAAGGCAUCAGUCGCUCUCCCAAGGGACGGAAGCUCCAACAGAGGAGCCAGCGAAGGUGCAGAAGGAGCGUGGAGAUAAUCAAGCAGAGCGGGAGGAAUACUUCAAGCGCAUCGCUGACAGGCUUGCCAGGAUCGGAGACCAGGCGUUGGAGGACUAUGACACAUGCGACAUAGAAACCUUAACCUUUGUUGCGGAAGGACCGGCUCGGGAUGUCAGCAUUGGUGCUAACUAUGAGGAGAUAGGCAAAAAAAUCCAGACUGAUUUAGAUGACAUGCAUUUGGUGGACUUUACAAGCCAAGCCGCCAUCCUCGACGGCGUGGCCAGGUAUGUCAUCAAGAAGGCCACCUACAAGUCAUUCUGCAACGCCAUUGAAUUCAUCGUCGGUCAAGACGUUGGCUUGUCGCAGCUCGCCAUCGUCUUCAAGUUCACACAGGUUGCCUUCAUGGCCGCCCCCUCCAUGAGCCAGAAUGCCAGCAGGAUCAAGAAUUACAGCGUCAGGUUCAUCAGCGAUCACUUCGCCGACUGGCUGGACAGCCAAGGAGGAUGGGGCUCUGUAGUGACGACUGAUGAUUCCGAUUUUGAAGAAGAAAGAAUGAGAAAGAAGGAAGAGCAAAGGAAGAAGGAAGAGCAAAGAUCCCAAGCAAUGAUGAACAACAGAUCGAAAGUGUAUGUGCCACCCAGAUUUAUGCUGGCUAGUGACUUUGGAAAUCUGAACAAAUAACCACAAAAAUGAAGGAUAUGGACUGCACAUGCUCAUUUGUAAAGUUAUGCUAUUGCCUAGUAAUGAUCCAAUAUAUGGUGAGAUAAUUUUUCAAUGUAUAUGUUACCCGAGUGUCUCCAAUCCCAGGC